Molecule: messenger RNA, 718 nt
Organism: Ilyonectria robusta
Lineage: Eukaryota; Fungi; Ascomycota; Sordariomycetes; Hypocreales; Nectriaceae
Exons: 1
Coding region: 158-595 (145 amino acids)
Source: RefSeq, a predicted model, not a curated record
UUUUUCCUCACCCUUUUGGCGGACUUUUCUUUGAUCGACGAUUUCCUCCUAUCUCCACCUGCUGAUACUGAAGGAAGGUUGAAUUCAGUUCGAUUCUCCUCCCUUUUUCUACGGCCAUGAUGAAUCUGCAUGACGAUAUAUUUCUUCGAUAUCGGUCAUGUUUGUCGGGUACAGCACAGCGAUCGUAUAUUUUAUCAGUUGCCGCGUCCAAAUAUUUCGAGUUGAAUCUUUUGCCGCGAAUAUGCUUUACUCUCUUGGGUGGUCAUUGGUUCUUUCUUUUGGAUCGAGCAGUCAUUUUUGUCUUGCCGCUUGGCCCUUCAUCUGCCCUCGUGGGUGCACGACCACCGCACGCCUCGCAGGGAGCUUAAUGUAUACGCACACAUUGUUAAAAAAACCGGGGACUAUGUGUUUUAAUUUUGUUAUCACUUUGUUCUGUGUGUUAUGCCUGGAAUCGGGAAAGAAAGCCCAGGAGGCUUGGCUCAGGGUCCUUGGGUUGUUUAAUGGGGCACAAUUUUUUUAUUUGGGCGAUAUCUUGGGGUUCUUUGGAGUCGGCGACCCUGCUGUGAAGGAGCUUUCAGUUGAACCAUCGGGAUGACUAUCCAACCAACGGCUUCUAGCAACAAGUUUUUGCUGGCAAGGGAGAUGGGAUUCGUCUCGAGCUUGUGCUACGAGAUCCAUCGCUAAUGGAUAUGGAAAAUAUGUAGCUACUUUUGUUGUA